Molecule: messenger RNA, 3764 nt
Organism: Aegilops tauschii subsp. strangulata
Lineage: Eukaryota; Viridiplantae; Streptophyta; Magnoliopsida; Poales; Poaceae
Product: potassium channel KOR1
Biological process (GO): potassium ion transport; transmembrane transport
Cellular component (GO): membrane
Molecular function (GO): voltage-gated potassium channel activity; protein binding
Source: RefSeq, a predicted model, not a curated record
UUUUAGUUGAACUUGUCUUUCAGAUCUAGACUAUGUGUUAGAUAUUUUGUGAUGAUUGUUCCUUUGUUCUGGAGAGCCCGGUUUGUGGGAUUUCUCGGAAUGUUUUGCGUCUGUGUGUGCUCUAGACCUACUUCCUUUCGCGGGCUGGGAGGUUGCAUUCUUGAGGAGGAGGGGUUGGGGGUGCGGGGGUGCCUGGCUCCUUACAUCGUCUUCAGGAGUGCGCGUCGUGGGAUAUGCUGAUGUGGUGUACGUCGGCAGUGUUAUCUGUAAUCGGUCUGGUAGUAUGUAAGACUUGUGAUUUCUGGUAACGAAAAUCGAAGAGGAGACUCUCUUUAUAAAAAUAAAAAAAUAAAAAUCCUUCCCUUCCUCUCUAUGUGCUUUGUGCAGCACGCGUUUGGACAAUCCUCUGGACAGUGCUUGACAGCAGAGGUGAUGGGCAUGAAAGAUCCGGAUCAAGGAAAUCGGUGAUAAUACCAGCGAUUUGGACUGGUCUCUAUGACUCUAUCCAACGUCCACUGAAACUAGCCGGUGCUGCAGGGACAACUCGAUCGAGCUCAUCGGUCAGUAGUCGCCACUCACUAGUCGUAACCGAUGCGGCCGGUCGGAAUGGCGACGCCUCAAGCCUAAGCAGCUAGCGCCGUCGCUGUGCAGUCCCUUCUGGCCGACUGACGUCAGGCGCCUCGUGCCGACCUGAGGGAGGCCGUCGUGUCCUCGGCAGCCCGUGCCACGUCUCACCGUCGCCACUAUAAAGCCAGUAGCCUUCUCCUCCCAGCUCAACUUUUUUUCCUUCGAGCCAUCGGCACCCAGCUCAACUUCAGGAUCCAAGCUCCACCGACCACCGCCACCUUUCGGCUGCCACUGCCCGCCGCACUGCGCGUGGGGAGGCGGUUGCCGCCGCGGCGUGCGGCCGUGCUAGCUCGUGCCGAUGGUGAGGGGGGCGAGGUCGAGGAGGCCGCCGGCGGGGGAGGAGGACGCGGAGAAGGAGUACGAGGUGGACGUGGAGCCCGACCGGUGGAAGUCGUCGUCGCGGAACAGCCGGCUGGAGCUCAUGGGCCGCCUCCCCCCGCUCCGCCGCCUCAGCCGCAUCCCGGGAGCCGACGCCGACGCCGAGGGCGGGUUCCUCCGCGGCCUCGUCAUCCACCCCGACAACAAGUUGUACCGGUCAUGGACUAGGUUCAUAGUGGGUUGGGCAGUGUACAGUUCUUUCCUUACGCCCUUCGAAUUUGCAUUCUUCAUGGGGCUCCCUAGGAAGUUGUUCUUCUUGGACAUAGUUGGUCAGGUUGCCUUCCUUAUUGAUAUUGUCCUGAAGUUUCUUGUGGCCUACCGUGACCCAGACACAUACCGCAUCGUAUACAACCCAACCUCUAUUGCCCUCCGAUAUUGCAAAUCAAGCUUCAUUUUCGAUCUCCUUGGUUGCUUCCCAUGGGAUGCUAUCUAUAAGGUUUCUGGGCAUAAAGAACUAAGAUACCUACUGUGGAUUCGCUUAACACGAGUGCUGAAGGUCAGAGAAUUCUUCACGGAUUUGGAAAAGGACAUCCGUGUGAAUUACCUGUUCACAAGAAUAGUGAAACUCAUAGUUGUGGAGCUCUAUUGUACACACACGGCAGCCUGUAUCUUCUAUUACCUGGCAACAACGCUUCCUGAAUCAAUGGAAGGGUAUACGUGGAUCGGGAGUUUGCAGCUAGGAGACUAUAGCUAUUCCCAUUUCAGGGAGAUCGAUCUUGCCACGCGUUAUGUUACAUCAAUGUACUUUGCCGUCGUCACCAUGACAACUGUUGGUUACGGUGACAUUCAUGCUGUAAAUGUUAGGGAAAUGAUAUUUGUCAUGAUUUAUGUUUCCUUUGAUAUGGUUCUUGGAGCUUACCUUAUCGGUAACAUGACUGCAAUGAUUGUGAAAGGCUCGGCAACCGAGCGAUUCAGGGAUAAAAUGAAAGAAGUUAUCAGGUAUAUGAACAGAAAUAGACUUGGAAAGGACAUCAGAGAGCAGAUCAAGGGACAUUUGAGGUUGCAGUAUGAGAGCAGCUGCACUGAAGCCUCUGUACUUCGGGAUAUUCCUGUUUCUAUUCGUGCAAAGAUUUCGCAAACACUGUACAUGCCAUACAUUGAAAAGACACCAUUGUUCAAAGGAUGUUCGGAAGAAUUCCUUCAACAGAUUGUGAUUAGGCUGCAAGAGGAGUUCUUCUUACCAGAAGAAGUUAUUUUGGAGCAAGGGAGUGCGGUUGACCAGUUAUACUUCGUCUGUCAGGGUGCACUGGAAGGUGUUGGCAUUGGCGAAGAUGGUCAAGAGACUAUUCUAAUGUUGGAGCAAGGGAAUUCUUUUGGAGAAAUUGCUAUUCUCUGCAACAUUCCACAGCCCUACACUGUUCGUGUUUGCGAACUUUGCAGGCUCUUACGGUUGGAUAAGGAGUCCUUUGCACACAUAUUGGAGAUUUAUUUUGCUGAUGGAAGAAAACUUUUGAGCAAUCUUACCGAGAGUAACGAAUAUGGCAAACGGGUUAAACACGUAGAAUCAGAUAUCACAUUCCACAUAGGGAAGCAAGAGGAAGAGCUUACCUUAAGAGUGAAUAAUGCCGCUUUUUAUGGUGACCUUCAUCAGUUGACUGGCUUAAUCCGAGCUGGAGCCAAUCCAAAGAACACUGAUUACGAUGGGCGGUCUCCUUUGCAUCUUGCAGCUUCCAAAGGGUAUGAAGAUGUUGUGCACUUCCUUAUCCAUGAAGGGACUGAUAUCAAUCUGACUGGUAUGCUCACUCGUCAAAAUGCAUCCCUGCAGCAAUUUUCCAGCUUCUUGCAUAUACACUUGUAUAGUUAUUAUGUGAUCACACAUUUUUAUGCACUUAAUCUUUGCUUGAUAACAGAUAAAUUUGGGAACACACCCUUACUAGAGGCGGUGAAGCAGGGGCAUGAACGAGUGGCCACAUUACUCUUCAGCAAAGGAGCCAAGCUGAACCUCGAGAAUGCCGGUAGCCAUCUCUGCAUAGCAGUAUCGAAGGGAGACUCUGAUUUCAUUCGGGGGGCUCUAGCUUAUGGUUCGGAUCCAGACUCGAAAGACUACGACCACCGCACUCCUCUCCAUAUAGCAGCUGCAGAGGGCUUUUAUAUUAUGGCAAAGUUGCUGGUAGACGCUGGCGCAAGUGUGCUUGCAACAGACAGACGCGGUACUACUCCUCUGGAUGAAGGACACAAGUCCGGGAGUAAGCCACUUAUAAUGCUGCUUGAACAGGCGAAAGCUGACGAGCUCUCCAAGUUCCCCACACGAGGCGAAGAAGUGAGAGAUAAGAUGCAUACACGACGAUGCUCCGUGUUCCCUUACCAUCCAUGGGAUACUGAUGCCAAGCGAAAGGAGGGGGUGAUGCUGUGGAUUCCUCACACUAUCAAUGAACUCAUCAGGUCAGCCCAAGAGAAGCUGGGUUUGUCCAGCUCAUGCCUGCGCUUGCUCUGUCAGGAUGGCGCGACGGUCCAGGAUGUGGACAUGGUCAAUGACGGGCAGAAGCUCUAUCUGGUUGGAGACAAGGACAUGGGUGACAGCGAGUAGAAGGUGCGCCAAUCGCUGAAAUGAAUAAUCAUAUUGUGUUGCAUCAAAAUUUGCAUUUUUUUUUUGGGGUCAGGUAUUUCUGAAAGAGUAGCCUAUUUCCCCCCUACCUUUUCUGGUAUGCUGGCUGGGUGCUGUGCUGUACAUAUAUAUAUAAACAAGAGAACGGCUGGACUGAUUCUCGAUGUUGUGCAAAUUAUAGUUGAAUGGAAAUAAAAUGUGGAGCUGAAAUGAA